CAAGCCUGAAUUACAGGUCUUAAAUGAAGUUUGGGGACUUCUGCUUAACCAAUCACAGCAGCAUAUCACAGGCCUGUUGGUAGGAAAUAAAAAAUUGCAACAGCGUUUCCAAGAAUUAGAGGGCAUCGCUGAAGAGAAAAAACAAAUGGAAGCGGCAGUUGAUGAGAUGGCAGGCCUGUAUGUAGAAACUGAGGAAAAAAAUAUAAAUUUGCAGAGAAAGCUUGACGAAGCACUGCAAACAAAUAGAGAAAUGAUUAAAGAGAAGCAACAACAGGAAGCCGAACACAGAGAGAUGAAGUGCGAGCUUGAAGACAUCAAAGCGAAGCAUGAAGAGACACAACAGAAGCUUCAAGACUUGGAAAAAAUACACAAAGAGAUGCAACACAGGCUGGAGGACAAGACCAGACAGCUGGAGGCCCAAAUUAAAGACCUCCCAGAAAUUUCCUCACAGGACCAAACUGGUAAACAUCUGCAGUACAACCCUGAAUUACAGGUCUUAAAUGAAAUUUGGGGGCUUCUGCUUAACCAAUCACAGCAGCAUAUCACAGGCCUGUUGGUAGGAAAUAAAAAAUUGCAACAGCGUUUCCAAGAAUUAGAGGGCAUCGCUGAAGAGAAAAAACAAAUGGAAGCGUCAGUUGAUGAGAUGGCAGGCCUGUAUGUAGAAACUGAGGAAAAAAAUAUAAAUUUGCAGAGAAAGCUUGACGAAGCACUGCAAACAAAUAGAGAAAUGAUAAAAGAGAAGCAACAACAGGAAGCCGAGCACAGGGAGAUGAAGUGCGAGCUUGAAGACAUCAAAGCGAAGCAUGAAGAGACACAACAGAAGCUUCGGGAUGUGGAAGAAAGCUAUUCUUCCAAGCUUCAAGAGUUAGAAGAAAAACACAACCAGACAAAAUACAAGCUUAAAGAGCUGGAAGAAAGGUGUGAAGCAACACAACAGAAGCUUCACAAAGGUGAGGAAAAAACUAAAGGUUUGCAGGUAACUCUUGAUGGAGCACUGCAGAGAAAUGCAGAACUGCAAAGAGAGAAGGAGCAACAGGUAGAAGAGAUCAGGAGGGCAAUGAAAGCACAGGGUAAGAAAUAUAAAGACCUGAAGGUAAAGCAUUCUGAAAAGGAGAAAGAGUUAGAAGAACUCCACAAAAAAUGCACCAAACUGGAAGAAGAGAAUGCACAAAUCUUCAGUGAGGUCAAAAGACUCAUCCUCCAAAACAAAGAUUUAGAGGAAUACCGCCAGAAAAGAAGGGAAAGCAUGUCUUUUCUUUUUCCAGCUGAGGUUCUGCUGCUUCUCCCGCUCAACCUGGAGAAACAUAGGCUGCUCUUCCUCCACCGUUCCUCCAUCUCCUUCAUUUUCCCCUCUCCCAUCUCUUCACCUUUCAGGAGAUUAAAAAAGAAGAAGCGUCACUGGCUGCUUCACCUAAUUGGCCACAAAAUUCACCAACAGCAUGUCCUAAACAUCACAUUUAUAUAA
Archocentrus centrarchus (flier cichlid) is the source of this 1465-nucleotide messenger RNA. RefSeq names its product golgin subfamily A member 6-like protein 22. NCBI's taxonomy places the organism in Eukaryota, Metazoa, Chordata, Actinopteri, Cichliformes, Cichlidae. The transcript has a single exon. Bases 146 to 1465 code for a protein of 439 amino acids. The record is from RefSeq and is a predicted model, not a curated record.